AUGGGAGAACAGGAGGCAACAGACGACGCUGCGGCGGCCGCCUUGAUCGCGUCGUCGUCGUCGAGGUCGUUCCGGAUGAAUAGACGGUCACCAGAAGGCAAGAGGCUCAAGGCCGCCGUGUCGCGGAAGCUCGUCGACUUCCUCGCCAACUACACGGACGACGUCCUCGCUGUGCACCCUCUCUCUCCUUUCCUUUCUGCUUCAUUUUCUCGCUUCUCUCCUCAUUCUCGUCCCGCUCAUGUCGUUCGUUAUUCCGGCGAAGUUCUUUGCCCCGUACGCCGCGUCUCCCGUUCUAUUUUUCUGCUCAUCUCGGGCAUCCUCUAGGGUAUCGCAUUUCUUUUCUAUUACUCUGUAGCUUCUCCACUUCGUCUCGGUCCCCUUCCGAUGCAAUGCCUUACGCGGGGAGAAUGGCCCUGGCGUACUUGACUGGCACAGACUUUGGUCUCGGUGUACGUCUCACAAUUCCGCUGCGGUACGGUGGACUGUUGACCUGGGGAAGCCUUCUUCAUUCUCACUGUUUCCUCUGCGUUGUAUCCUCUUUCUCGAGUUGGCGUUAACUUCUUGAAUUUCUGCGACGCUCUUCUUUAGGUUCCACUACUUUGAUCUUCUCCACGGCAACAUAUCCUUAACCUCGCUAGAUUUAUACAUUACUUAGUCCUACUGUUUGCGAUGAGCCCUGUCGAGGUAUGACGUCAUAUCCCAUAUUCUAUAACUCACCGUUUUCCGAAAGUGUGAACCUGGCCGUCGUAUGGUUCUCAGCGAAAUUAUGUUGCAUCUCAGGUGUAAGGAUCGAAAUAUAUUUUUUUUUGCACGUUCUGCAUUCACUAACUGUCAUUGAUUCUACCUGUGUACUUCGUGUAGCAAUGAUAUCACUUUAUUUCCUUUUUUCCAGGAGUAUAUUGUCGUCCUUGUUUGCAACGGUAAGCGUCAGAAUCAAGUGAGAGAUGAUCUAGAGGCAUUUCUUGGCGAUGACAGCGAAACAUUUGUGGCAUGGUAUCUAUCCUUCAUGCUAUUGGAUCGUUGUUUUCUUUUGUUUUCUGUGACAUUUUCAAGUUGGAAGUACAUUUUCUUUAUUUAAUAGGCAAUGGGCAGGACGUCAAUCUUUCAUAUGAUCCCCUUUCAAUCUUUCAAUUAACAUUUGUUUGAAAUUUUUCCAGUUCUCCUUCUCUCUUAUUUGGAAAAUUUGUCUCGUUUUGGUAGUCAAUGCGUCUCUAUUAUGCUGAGUCCUCUUCACUUGAAGCUGCCCCUAUCCUUUGUCUGUGAAAUAUAUGCUACCUUGAUGAUACAAAAUAAUCUUCAUUAAUGCCCGAUACCCUUUCCAGUUUACAGGGGAGACGCUGUUAUUUCCAUACGUCUAACUUAUGCUAGAAAACUACAUUUUUAAUGAUGUUUUCUGUAAAGUGAGCAUUGUAUUAUCCUUUUCUACCUGGUCAUCUUGGACAAUGAAGGUUUACAUGGUAUGAAAUUCGUCUAUUGCAGGCUUUGGCAUUAUCUUUCUAAAGAAUCUUCGUUUCAUGUGGUUUCUGGCAUAUCAAGCCAGAAAUACGAUGCAAUGCCACCCUCCGCUGAGCAAAUUGGCAAGGAGCAAAAAAGUGGACCCACGACAGAAUCGCAGAUGCUGUCAUCUGUGGCCGCCGAUAUCCCUUUGGUGAGAGUCCCUCCUUUCUGUAUUUGGAACAUGUUCUGGGUAAUCAAUCGUCUCGAGUUUUUAAUGCAUUCUCAGUGAUGUGAUAGAGUAUUUCUUGUUUGUCUUCUCUUGGCAGUUCAAAGAUGGAAAAGAUGGAUGUUCUGAUAGUUCUUCUGUCCCAUACUCUUCAUUUGGCCUUGAAGUUUCACGAGAGAUCUCAAGGAUUGAUGAGGGAUUAGCUGUUCAAAAUCAUGAGUUGCAAGGACACAAGUACAGAACUAACAGAUCUGAUGAGUCAAACAAUGGAAUGAAUAAUGAUUCCAUGGCAUUUAAGAUUUCUUCAACGCAUUCUUCUGAAGCUUCGGUGGGUUGUGAAAAGUCCCCGCAGUUUGACAGUUCCUAUCAGAAGGUUGAGAGACUAUGCGUUCUGUGCUAGUUUCACAAUUAUUUUAUGACAUGUCUAACUUCAUUCAUCCUAUGCCAUAGAACAGGCAAGUGUUGGUAUGUCUAUUGACAUACCAAUUGAAACACCACAGCAGGAGCCAAAUAGGAGAAACUUGAUGUCAGUUAUUGCAGGUGUGGUAUAUUUUUCCUCAAUAUCUGCUAAGGGACUGUAUGUGGAGACAAAUGUGCUUUCUGAAUCUAUUUUAUUGGAUUUUAAUUUUUACUAAUAAAAAAAUAAGCACAUCGUUUAUAGAACUUAUGGCUGUGCAGAACAUUCUCGUUUGAACCAUCAGUCUUUGCCAAAAACUACCGGUGGAAGAUUGUCACCUGAAGCCAGAUCUUCUGUGUUGUGCCAGAGUAUUCAUCGGCGUGCCAGUGUUUGGGACAGACUGGGGAAACCACAUGAAGAUAGUAAUACCUUGAUGGACGUAAAAAAGAAUCAGGAUAACGUUGAUUUAAGCAAGAGAUGUAAAUCGGAUCAUCGUAAUGAAGGGUUUGAUAAGUUUAGGUUCACUCAUUCAAUGAGUGCUGCACUAGGGAAAAGGGAAGUUCAAGAUACCGAGCCACUCGAGAAUUUUCAUGGCUCAUUCAUAUCAAACAAUGCGGUUGUUGUGCAUACAGAGGUUGGCUGCAAAACAGACAUGAAUGUCAUUGACCGUGAUACAGGUUUCGUCAAGAAAAGGCCAAUUUUGCGUGACAAAGGCCACAUUAGUGAUAUGGCAUCAUCAUUUGCAUGCAUUAAUGAUGGUCUUGAAGAUAAAGGAUCAUACAAUAAGUUGCCAAGUCCGUCCUCUGCUGGGAGGAUAAGUAAAGAAAGCUUGAAGCAGGUUAAUGCUGAAAAUAGCCUGCCUUCUGAGGCAGCACAUUCUUAUUUGAAAUCUUUCAAAACCUUCCGUGAUUUGAGGCCUUACAAAAUUUCUCAUCUGCAGGCAGGGAUGAACUUGUCGACCCCCCCUAACCAGAAUUCUGGUUCAUUUGACAAAUCAAAACAGUUAAAGCCAAAAUUGCUCCGUAAUCCAGAACAUGCAGCAGCUGGUGACAAUCCCAUGGAAGAUGUAUGCUAUCUUUUUGUUAGUAUUCCCUUGUAUUGUCACAAGGGUACUGUGGCUAUUAAAAAAUAGUAAUUCCUUCUGAUUUCUUAAAAUGCUCAAUUCUCAUUUCGUAUAAACACAAUUUUCAUGCAGGAAGUGCUUGAUGUGAUGAAAAGAUUGUGUCAAAUUGAAAGGGAGAUGCUUGAGAUCCGGUCAAAGCAGACUAAGAUGAAUGCUGACGCAAAAGUCCUUGCAUCUCAAGGCCCAAGUAAGAACCAGUUUCAAAAGUUUUUCGUCAAUUUGGAGCAUUAUCCCCCGAACAAUUCGGAUUAUUUUCAACUUUAUCUUUACAGCUUUCAAUCUUGUCUAUCCAAGUGAUCCUUUGGAAGAAUAUAGACCAGACAACCAAGGUAUCGAGGUCUUCCUGGCCAAUUGUCUACUAUAUAGCUUGCCGGCCUGUGCCAUGUGGUUUCUAACACUUUCAUUUUGCCUGCUUUCUCUGUUGCAAAAGUCAAUCCUAGUGUGACCGGUAGCUGCCAUGAUUUGUUUGGUGGAAAUGCAUAUCACCUAAUGUCAGACCAAUGUAUAACCUAAAGGAGGAGAGCUGGCCAGUUGCCUAUGGGUUUCAAUUCUUCUUUUUUUGCAUUAUUUAUUUUAUAUCAUUAUUCUGUUUUUUAUUUUUUACUACAACAUGACGACUAAAUUUUCCACCUUCACCAGAUUUUUUUAUUGAAUUAGUAGGUCAAUAAGAUAGAAGUUUUAUUAUAUUAUUUUUUUAUUUACGAAUGCAAUAUAUAUGUGCUGACUUUUGUUCGUUCGACAUAAUUAUUAUUUUUAUCUUCUACAAGUUUAUUUAUAUAUUAUAUUUCAUGUUAUGAUAUUCCUUACGAUAUACAAUGAAAUUUUAAAUUUUUUUCCAUAACUUAGCGAGAAUCAUUUGAGUAACUUGUCGAGAUUAUUUAAUGCAUACAUUAUGUUGGAUGGUAUUAUUAUUAUCUUUAUAGUUAGGACUUUGCCUUAUUUGUCACUUAUUUGAUCAUUAAUUAAUAUUUUAAUUAUAAAUUUUAAAUUAUUCAAAAUUAGGCUUUACAUAGUAUCUUCCCUCAUUGCGUAGGAAGUAAGGCAAUAACCUUCCUCCUUGCUUAGCUUAAUUGCCUUUAAAGCCUUGCUUUCAAUCUGAUGAAGUGCAUACAUUGUUUGAGGUGAACGUUCAAGUGACACUUUUCAUUAAAAUCCCAACUUGGCAAGAAGUGAAUGUUAUCAAAAUCACAUUUUUUAAUUAUUUUCUGUAUUCUCUCUUUUUUAUGUGGGUAGUACUGGAUGAUGAUCAAAAAAAUUCCUGUGGCUUUAGGCCAUACUAGUGGCACGAUAUUCCUCAAAAAUAAGUUAUUCAUCCUAUCUUUACACAACCAUUCCAUUCCUUCGUUUAUCCCGUCCUGUACUAACGUAACCAAGCCCUAAUACUUGAGGUUUCCGAUUGUUAUUGGCAUGGGCUUGGGUAUCAAUCAUGGACUCAUGUAAAUUAUCAUAUAUUUAUAUAGUUGGCAUGCGUUUAUCCAUGUCUAAAAUAUUGUUUAAGAUUGGUGUAGACCGAGGGUGUGAAUGAUAACAGAUGUCUAACAUAGUGCGAAAGUAGUUAUUCUUCCUAUUCUCGGAAUAAAUAGGCACGUUAUAUCCAGAAAGCUUACAUUCGUACAGCUUUUAUUCGAGCUAUGAACUUACGAAUUGUGAGCUGGAUGGGGUUUUGACUGAGACCAGCCUUGGGGAUAAUAGCGAACUGGUCAUGUCACAUCACUCUUCUUCUUGAAUUAUUAUUUUUAGUUCCUUUCUUCUUCUGCUCUUUUGCUUUUCUUCCUCUCCACAUCUACUUUUUGUUUCAUUGACUCGAAUUUCCAUGUCAAAAGGUCGGAAAUUCUCUUGAAGUGUUGGACUAAAUUAAACCCUGACACUUACUCGACUCAUGAUCAUAUGCUGCCAUAACAGGAGUGGACUCAUAAAAUUUGAAUUAGCUUGAUUUUUGGGUUCCCUUUGUCAGACGUCAACUUGAAGUCUGGAUGAUGCUAGCUUGCUACCUAUACAUAUUUUUUCAACGUAUGAGCUUUUGUUCAUAGUGGAUUCUGGAGUCCUGCAUGCAGAUGGCCUCUAGUGAUCGUAUUCAAAAAAUAAAUAUAAAAUAUUAAUACUACAAUGCUUUCUUCCUUUGGUGCACAAACCAUGCCAAAAUUGUGCUGCUACUAAUUCUUAGGAAUGAGAUGUACUUAAUUCUCCCCCAUCAUGGUGGCGUAGGCCCAGGGUGAAACCCCUCUGGUGGCUGAUCCAAGCCUAUGGUGGCAUAGUGCAACGUUGAAAUCCCAUCGGAGACUUAGCCCAAGGAUGAAAACCCAUCAAUUGCAUACCGCAAGUAUUAAGUGUAUUACUUUGGUAGAUUUAUGCAUUAAUUGUGCAUUUGGUCUUACACUAUUAAAGACGUCCUUAUAUUCCCGAUUGUUUAUUUAUACUUUCUCUGUGUAUUCAGGUCUGAGGAGUUUUCUUGAGGAAGAUGUCGAUGCUCGAACUGUUUUUGUGGCAAAUGUAAGCAGAGCGCAGUGCAUACAUGAAACCUUCCGUUUUAAAAUUUUCGAAAGAAAGCAGUGUUCUCCUUCUCAUUUUUUAGCAACAUAAAUUAGACCAAAUUAGAGGGAUCAUUGAUUAGGCAUCUACCUAUUUGCAUAGAAGAUAGUGCGAACAAUAACAUUCUGUCUUAUGCUACAUUUUCUUAUUAUUACUUUUUUUUUCUAUGGAAGUUUUUAUGUGCCCGAUUUCCUCUGUUAAAACAUUUAUUUAGCUCUUUUAUAGACAACAACCAUCAUUAAAUCCCCUUGCUAAUGAGAAUUAUCAUUCAGUUGACAGAGCCAUUUGUGAGAUAAAAUAUUAUAUUUUCUUAUCCUACUUUUUGUUUAGAUUAUCUUUUAUCCAGCAUUCCAGGGAGCGUAGUCCAUGAGAUUUUGAUGUCGUCAACAGUUUUUAAGUGUCAAAUCCCUAGUUUCUUUGGUUUUCUGUGCAUCUCUUUACGGUUCACAACUCGAAGAUCCAUCCCUAAUUAUAGCAGACCAUUCUCUUUGAAGAUUGAUGUUUAUAACUAACCACCCGAUCUAAAGAGGUUAAGUAGAGGUUCCCAUUAGGUAGAAUUUUGUUAGCCCAAGCACUUAUUUGUUGAGGAGAAACAAACAUUUUUGGAAUAAUAGCGGCUUAAAGAAACUCCAGAUCAGAGACUUGGUACAUCUUUCGAAGAAUUGCUACCUGCAUUUGUGACACUUGCUUUCACUCUGUGUAUUAUACUGCGAAUCAUUUUAUCACUUGUAUUGACCAAUUACUACCUGGGUUGGGCCUUGUAGCUUUCAGAGAAGAUUAUCCAGGAUCAGAGAAUCUUUUUACCUGCUUUUCCCCCCCUCCCCCCCAUCCCGCCCCCCGCAAGAAAACACAGCAAAAAUAAAACCUGCAUGCAAUAGCGAACAUGAGGCCUUGUUUCUGUCAAUCAACCAGCAAGUUGGGAACCUGAUCUAAUUCCGAGGUCAUGACCAGCUUGACCAUUGGCACUUAUCCCUGAAGAUUGAAUGUUCAUUUCUUGGUUUAAACAGCUAGAAGAGAUUCGUAACUGUGCUUGCCCAUGUCAUUGUUAUUUUGUUUUGGCAAUGCUAUUCUUUUUCUGAUCCUUCAUAUGAUUCCUUACCUUAUCCUUUCUGAAUUCAUGCGUUGAUGUAUAGUUGAAUCUUGUGGAGAUUGUAAGAGAUCCUUUCAUACUUCAGGUACAUUUUUCUGCACCGAAAGAAGUCUUGUCAUCUCAUUUCGCGCAAUGUGGGCCCAUUGUCAGAUUAAUCACACCAGUCAACACUGUGGCUGCGCAACAACAAGGGUUUUUUUUUUUCUUAAUCAUGUUUUUGAUUCUCUGUAUAUCUUUUGUUCUCAUGAGUCAGAAUUGUAACGUAGAUUUGUUCUUUUCCAGGUCUGCAUACAUCACUUUUACCAACAGAGAAUCUGUGGACAAGGCUUUAUCAUUGAAUGGUACCACUUUCUUCUCGCGCACACUAAAGGUAAGGGAAUUUACAUUAUAUCAUUGUAUAGCUAGAAGUAAGUCAACUAAUUUGGCUCUCGGGAUUCAUAUUGCAAUUGUCCUGUACAUCGGUCCUGCUUACCAUUCUUUUGCAUAAUGAAAGCUGGGCCUAGUAUUCAAUUAGCCUCCUUGUAAUUUCCCAUGCAGAUUCUGUGAAGUUUAUAUUUUCCCUGAGGGAGGGGGAUAGGGGGGUGGGGGGUGUUUGAUUUGGGCACACUACUUGCUUCGGGCAGGGCUCUGUGAUAGUAAUCCGAUCCAAGAUGACGAGGGAGAGAGAACAACCGGUGGAUUGGACUAAAAGGAGAAAUACAACUGCACAAGAUAAAAGAGAGGAUAGAGAGGUGGAAACCCCAGGGCGUCACCGUGGUAGUUUCGAGAACACCCCCAACCCUGCACAAGAUGCCUUUGACACUUCUUAUACCUCCUCCUGAGUAGUUUCUUUUACGGAAGAAAGUUACCAGGGUUGGGCUUGACAAUGGGCCUAAUACUGUAAUGAUUAGGCGGACGGGUAUAAAUUAUACUAUAGAAGAAAAGCUUUGCUGAAACCUUUACGACUUGUGCUUCGAGUCCUAAAGUGAUACUAGUGUACUGUGUGAAAGCCUCCUUGAUGAUAAUGUUGUAUUGCAGCAUCCAGUUUCUGGUUAUCUCCCUUCAUAAGCGGAAAAAAUUCGUUUAGUUUACCAAAUUUGUAGGGAAGGUUGAAAUCCUCUUCUUCCAUCGAAACUGCAGCUACACUGAUAAGCUUAUGCUCACACUUCUUCAAACGACUCCCAAGCUCAUUCUCCUAGUGAGACGUCUAGUGAGACACAUGAUUUUUCAAACGACUCCCAAGCUCAUUCUCCUGUUGCAAACCAAAAUAAUGAGACAUCAAGAUGCCAAGUUCCAAUAUCUAUGGCACAGUUUAUAGCAGAGACGUCUAGUGAGACACAUGAUUUUUCAAUUUUUUGUAAAAUCUAACGUAGUUGAACAAUAUUAAUGCCAGAUUUACUGCCUGACUUUUUCGAUUCGUCUCUUACAUGUGUAUCCCCGUCGUAGAGCUGUGAUCUGAGAAAUUGUUACAUGUUAUUUUGAUGGUCCAGGAUGUCGAACUUUUCAGUUAGUGGAUGGAAGAAACAGAGAAGAAAAAAGGAAAUUUGAUAGCACGAUUUGAAUUGAUUGAUAGACUGAUACAAUGGUAGGAACCACAUUGAUCUUAGUUUAUGCUGCGUCGUAAUGAAUUUCAUAAAAACAUAAGUUGGCUAUGACAGGAGUCCAUAUCUUGUUGAGAUUUGCCAUCAAAUCGCUUAUUUUACCACCCAUCCUUCUGACUUCCUUUUCAGGUGACACGAAAAUCCGAUGAGCGGGUAGGAACCAUCGCGCCAAAGCAAGCAGCCGGGAAGCUACAAAACCUUGUAGUCGGGAGGACAAGACAACCAUUCAAUUCUGAGUUUCUUGGCAAGGACUUGUCUCAGAAACAUUUCUGCGGUCAUCUUCAAUGGAAACGAGACCAGACGCCAGGUGGGGAUAACCCCACAUCGGUCACUGCCACGCUGCCAUCUCACGUCACGGCCAAGGGCUUGUCCCAGAGGAACCUUUCCUCACGUCUUCAGUGGAGAAGAGAAAAGGCAGCAGCAGGUGGGGACGAGUCCGCGUCGCACGCCGAGCAGUAG
Messenger RNA from Spirodela intermedia, 8841 nucleotides. The record is from the annotation of a GenBank genome assembly. Lineage: Eukaryota; Viridiplantae; Streptophyta; Magnoliopsida; Alismatales; Araceae.